Molecule: messenger RNA, 1833 nt
Organism: Coccidioides posadasii C735 delta SOWgp
Lineage: Eukaryota; Fungi; Ascomycota; Eurotiomycetes; Onygenales; Onygenaceae
Source: RefSeq, a predicted model, not a curated record
AUGGCGAGGAAGAGGUUAAAAUCAUCUGCCAGACUCCCAUCGGUGCUGUCACGCCCAAAGGGCAAAAAGCUCUCAAGCACUCGAUAUCAACGGCAAUAUAGAUUGGCGCUGGGCGGCAACACCAAAAGCCAGAAAACCCUUACCCAGAUCGAUUUUGUGAAUCGGCAGUCCAAUUUCGAGCCAUCAGAGGACUUGGAUUUGGAAUAUAUCGAAGAAGAUGAGAACGAAGAAGCUGAGUUUACACCUAAUCUCAAGAAGCAUUCUCGCGGGCAGAAGAAGCCACCCGGCAACAAGAGGACCAGAUUUAUCGAACCCGCGGACACCACUCUGACUCAGAUGGGUUAUGGCACUUUGCGGGAUGAAAUUGAUGAUGAUUAUGAUGAUGAAGAUAUCAGACCCCGAUCACCAGCUAAAAAAGUUGCCUACACCCCGAUGCGGACGCAGGAGGGAUCUGCUUUUUCACUGCAAGCUAUAAAAGAGGAAUCUGAUGAUCUAGAAGUGUCAGACGUUGAGCAGGCCUAUGGUAGGAGCCAUAAAAAGAGAAAACUGAGCUGUGCCAGGGAAAAUGCUUUUGCCAAAGGAUCGGGAGACCCGGACGAGACUAAUUUCGGCGGAGCUGUCUCUGGUGCUGGCGGCAACAUUUAUGAGCCGCCGAAUCGUAUACCUAGAGGUUUCAUGUCCCCCAGCAAAAGCACUUCUCAAGCGUCAAACAGGAGCUCAACUACCCUCUCGGGUUCGUUAGUCACACCUCAGAAGCGGAGACGGCGCGUUGUUCCAUCAUCUCAGUCCCCCGAGAGCCCAGAGGUCGUCUUUAGCAGCGUGAAGCGAACAAAUGCAGUUAUCCAGUCGCCAUUAAAGUCAAGAUCGGCGAAUAAUACUCCUAGCCGCACUGGUGAAAAUCAUACCCGUGAUUCUCUAUCGGCUAAGAGAAAAGCUCUGAGUCACGAUUCCAUCCAAGGGGACUUUUCACUUCCGCCGCCCAUCGGGACUGUGCGUGAAUCGCCGACUCCACGUUCCCCGAAUCAGAAGAUAAGAGCUACGGGAGAUCUAUAUGCUUCUUCCUCCCCACUUUCUUCUAUUCGAUCUCCUGAUAUGCCGUCAAAAUCAUUUCUAGACAGUAUUCAGCCAAGAAGGACUACGCCACGACCUGCCUCAACCGGCUCCAUUAGGUCUAGAAGAACCUGUCACCAAGUUGUUUACGGCACUGAUGAUGACGAAUCCGAUGCUGAAAUCCGUUUUGAUACCUUUCCCGAACGAAUUGGUGAACAGGAUGAGUCUGCUCCACGUGUUUCCAGCCGCGACCUACAUUCCGAAUCGGUGGAAAAUAUUCGAAAUACUGCAACAGAGUCUGAUGCUUCUGUCCUUUACGCUCGACAUUACCAGAGCUAUCCCUACGAGAAGUAUAUGGGGACCGUAAACCCGGAAGACAUGGUGGAAGUAUCCCAGACUAAUAUUGAAACCCAAUCCGAUGCCAUCGAACCAUCCCUUAAAUCAAUCCUAGAUCAGACACAGCAUAUACCUACUCCGAAUAACCCGAGACCUAUGGAUAAUAUAUCAAUAAAGCCCCUCCCCGCAUCAUCGCAGGCGCAUGCAAACCACAUGAAAGUGCAUAAUACCCAACAUCCACCGCCACAUACGCCUAUGGUUUUUGUUGAAUCAUCCCAAAACGCUUUGAAUGUACCCGAAUCUAACGACGUUGGAUGGCGGAACAGCCCACGAGAAGUCCUUACCGCCAGUCAAUUGGUACCUAACAACUUGAUGGAUAGCAUACCGACUCCCCCAGAUUGGGCAUCCAGCCCAGCUGCUGAGCAGGAAGUUACGAAGAAACCAUAG